GACUCAGCAGCUGGCACGCGCUCCACAGAGCAGGAGUUUUUAAACAAGUCUGUCGUCCUGCUGCGCGCGCUCUCUUGGAUACUUAUUUUACAAACUUCGUGUCAAAAUGUUUUUCAGUCACACUAGCGACCUCAGCCUCGACUAAACCCGCCAUGUAGCGUAAGCGCUCGCGCUGAACGGAGCUCUGUGGGACUUUUUUUUACGGGAUCUUGCUGUUCGGGAGCAGCAGAGCGCGCUGCUCGGAGGUCUGCUGUGCGGGACUCGGGGAGCGCCGCGGCGGACAGGACACCAUGCUCCGGCCGUUGGGUGCGCUCUGGAUCACGGCUGUGCUCCUGUGCAUGGCGGGGGCACAGUACUCCAGCGACCAGUGCAGCUGGAGAGGAAGUGGUUUGAGCCACGAGUCUCACCGCAGGGACGUGGAGCAGGUCUACCUGCGCUGCUCUCAGGGCUCUCUGGAGUGGCUCUACCCCACGGGAGCCAUCAUUAUCAACCUGCGGCCAAACACAGAGCCCCCAUCAGGACACGUGGCAGGUCUCCAUGUGUGCAUCAAACCCCACCCUCUCUCCCAGGGCUCUCAUGUGUUUCUGGAGAAUAACGGGGACCUGAGGAUGCUGCUGGCAGAGAAGGACCAGGCUCAGGGCACAGUGACCUGCUUCAGCCUGGCAGAGGGGGCUCUCUUUGUGGAGUCCGUCCCCCAGGCAGACAUCAGCCGGAGGAUCACGGCUUUCCAGUACGAGCUGGUGCCCAGUCAGGGUCCCGGGGCACACAUGUACCCGUACCUGCACCCUGGUUUAGUUACCUGUAAACCCUGUUCAGGUGAAGAGGUCCUUAUGGCAGUGUGUACCAGUGACUUUGCUGGCAGUGGCAUCUUUCGAGGUGUGGGAUCUAAAAACCGCUCCCCUGCUGCGGUGACUCUGAGUCGGCUGUUCCGCCAGAAGAGCAGGGUGUUUGCUCGGGGGGGAGCCAGGAAGCGGGGCUGGGGGGGACGCAUCAAUGUUCCCUCACAAUGCAUCGGGCACCCUGGAGGGGACGAGUACCUUCUGACUGGCUCCGUACAUUUUGGUGAAGCCUGGCUUGGCUGUGCACCUCGAUACAAAGACUUCCUGAGGCUGUACAUCAGAGCACAGAGAGCCGGAACAAACCCCUGUGAAAUAGACACAAACGGAGAAAUCUCUUCUGGGUGAAACAAGGUGAAGCACAUCUCAAACAAGUCAGUGAGGAAGACGCAAAGAGGAACAGGCUUGAGAUUUUGAGGAUGUAGAGACGGUAUGUUUGAGCCUGUCACAGUGAUACACAGAAAUACGGACGCCCUGCCAUCUUUAAAAGCUAAGUCUGAAAACCUGAGCAACUUGUCAGUUGGACAGUUUGAACCUUUUAGUAGCCACCGUGCUGCAAGAACUAAAUUGUCCCGUUUGACUGUAUACUUCUGUGUGCUCAAUGUUGUUUAUUCUCAUAACGACAAUACUGCUUGUGUGAUCAUUCUUGAAAUGAUUGUUUGCUUUGUAAAAAGCUUUCUGUAAAAUGUAGAAAUCUUCUGACAGAAGUGUACAGUAUGCAGCUCUGUGAGUCUUUAAGUGUGUGCGUGUGUGUUUUGCAAAUUAUUUCAAAUGGUUUCUAUAUAUUUACAAAAAAUAAAAAGCCAUUGAAAGGUGUAAUCAUUAAAACCA
Messenger RNA from Gymnodraco acuticeps, 1667 nucleotides. It is a transcript of the gene metrnlb, whose product is annotated as meteorin like, glial cell differentiation regulator b. Gene Ontology annotation, biological process: energy homeostasis; positive regulation of brown fat cell differentiation. Bases 291 to 1184 code for a protein of 297 amino acids. The transcript has 5 exons. Gene Ontology annotation, molecular function: hormone activity. Lineage: Eukaryota; Metazoa; Chordata; Actinopteri; Perciformes; Bathydraconidae. The record is from RefSeq and is a predicted model, not a curated record.